Spodoptera exigua (beet armyworm) is the source of this 1737-nucleotide messenger RNA. Lineage: Eukaryota; Metazoa; Arthropoda; Insecta; Lepidoptera; Noctuidae. The record is from the annotation of a GenBank genome assembly.
AUGUCUGUUUUAGGUUUUGGAGGUUCCCACGAGGGACAAGCGUAUAGAAUGUACUUGUGGCGAGAAAUGCAGGAGGUCGCAAGUGACAAAGUUGUAUGGCGGCCGCGACGGAAGAUCAAGCGGCCUUACCACGACAGAGAUCUGCCCGCGUGUGUGCAGUACCUUAUCGUAGGAACGGGCGCCGCUGGCUGGGCCGCUUACAGAGCCAUCAUGGAGCACGACAAAUACGCCAAGGUGUUCUUUAUAACGAAAGAGGAUUCGGUACCAUACCAGAGGCCGCCUCUCAGUAAAGAGAUGUGGCUGAACCCGGAACCACCGGACCCUAAGGUCAUGGCUUACGUGCAGGAUGACAGGAAGAAGACGAUGUUGAACGCAAACUGUGAAGACUUUUUGGACUCGGUCACAUUUUACCGUAAGAAAAGAGGUCCCGCGGUGUCCAUUGCGACCGGGUGGUGCGUUUCGCGGGUCGAUGCGGACGACCACGUGGCCUACGUCAGAACAUUGAACGGCGAACAACCCAUUUACUACGAGCGCUGUCUUCUCGCACCAGGUGUAAAGGCUAAAAACCUAGACAUAAUCAAAUCUGCGCCGAAGCAAGUAAGAGAAAGAGUAUGCACAAUGAGAACUAUCAGAGACUUCGAGAUAGCGUACAGAAAAGUGAAAGAAGCGCAACAUGUGACAGUUAUUGGCGCCGGUCCUCUGGGCUGUGAGCUGGCGUGGCAUCUUGGCAGGAUGAAUAAGACAUUUCCUCGGGAAGACGCGCCUCCACUAGAGCUGGUACACGUGUACAAGGAUAAGGGCAUUCUGUCAGGCAUCCUACCGGAAUAUCUCGGCGUGUGGGCUGCAGAGCACAUCAAAUGCGAGGGCGUCAAACUUGUACCCAAUGCUCAAGUGUACGAUGUAUUCGAGUCACAGGACGGAAGACUUGAACUAACACUAUCAAACGGAACGUCCAUUGUUACUGACUAUGCGUUCAUAGCGAUCGGCGCGGAGCCUCGCGUAGAUAUGGCGGAACCUUCGUUCCUAGAGCUGGACGACGUGAAUGGCGGCUUCCUCGUCAACACAGAGCUCGAGGCGCGCACGCAUCUCUACAUCGCGGGUGACGCGGCGAGCUACUACUCGCAGUGGAAGGACACGCGGCUGCGCGUCGAACACUACAUCAACGCGGAGGAGCAGGGGCACAUUGCCGGCGCCAACAUGGCCGGCUACUGGAUCCCCUGCAACAUGGAGCCCAACUACUGGGUCAAGCUCGGAGAGAUGCUGCAGAUGGAGGUGGUCGGUGAAGCUGGAGCUUGCUUGCCCAUCGUAGGCCUAUUCAAAGACUGCAGCGACGAAGCGUCCAUACAGGAAGCAGAUGAAUUGGUUGGUGGCACUGGGAAGAAAAGGAAAUGCUUCAUUAAUAAGAGCGCGGAGUACUUCAACAGAUACAAGCGCGGCAUGUUGUUCUACCUGCGAGAUGAAGUUGUGGUCGGCUUCACAUUCUGGAACAUGCCACCCAUCGAAGACCGGAAGGCCGUCGCCACAGAAAUAUUACGCGCGAAGCCGACGUACCACGACAUUAACCUGCUGGCGGAGCUGCUCGGAUUCCCCGAGACGCACUGCGUCUACAAGAAAGCUGAGGAAAUUAUAGACACAGGCCCUUGCCUCACGAAAAAUGUUAUUCAUCGUCAAUGUCAGAUUAUAUCGAGCCGCGUACGAAGAGAUUCGUCUGAAAAGCGUCAGGACAGUUCAAGCUAG